Molecule: messenger RNA, 1950 nt
Organism: Bemisia tabaci
Lineage: Eukaryota; Metazoa; Arthropoda; Insecta; Hemiptera; Aleyrodidae
Source: RefSeq, a predicted model, not a curated record
AUUCUGAUACGAUUUCCGUCGGAAAAACUGUGAUAUUUAAAAAGCACGCCUGCCAGCUAACGCCCAGUUGACUCCAAUGCAGACCUCUGGUAGAGGUUUGAGGCUUCUCGAUGGAUUGGGUUUGGUGUGUCGUCAGCAUCAUAUUGCUGGUCACAUCCGGGACUGUCAAGAGCGGCGUAUUCAAUCGGCUUGUCGAUGAUGCCAUUGAGGAAGAGAAACCUGUCAUCAAGUGUGCAGGGAAAUUGUUAGCUGACAGCAGUUCUGGCCAGCACGAGGACACAGGGGCAAAGAGGCUGAUUGACACGGACACGGACCAAAAUCUGAAAGCAAGACUUUAUCCGUCAGGCAACGCUUCUCCGACUCGCUACAAUUCCUCGUCCAGCUACAGAUCACCGUCCAGCGGCGGCGCCAGACCCUCGUCACCGGGCUUCAAUUUUGCCGAAUUUCAAAGACUUCGAAAUCAACACCGGCAAGCCGCCGCGCAGAAACCCCAACAGAACCCUUGGGACCGCUCGGACUCUUUCAGCUCGACGCCGAGCCGGAGCUACGACCGCUCACGCAGCUGGGACAGGCAGCCGAGCUUGGACAGGUCACCGAGCUUGAGACGUUCGGAUACCUUUGGUUCCGGUAAUACUACACCUAAAGCCUGGUCGCCUACUCGAUCUGUCAAUGGUUCCGGAUCACCUGCUCGGUCUCAUUCCGGACUCGGGACAGUUCCGCGCUCUAAUUCCGGACUUGGGUCACUUCCGCGGUCUAAUUCCGGACUCGGGUCCCCUGGUCCCUAUGGUUCCGGUCGUGCAACUCCGGGAGCGUACGGAGGGGCGGCGAGGGGAGGUUAUCCAGGAAGAGGAGGUGGUGGAGGUUUCGGCGGUUAUCCAGGAGGAGGGGGAGGUGGCGGAGGUGGCGGAGGUGGAGGAGGCUCAGCGGGCCAAUCGGGUGCGAGUGGUCAAGGAGGAGGGGGAGGGGAUGGAGGGGGCUACUACGACUCGACGUCGAAGUCGUUGGACUACGGAAUAAAGAAUUUCCCGGAUAUGAUCGCGUACCAAGGAAAGGUGCCUGGGAUCAUCGGCAGAUCGCGGGACGGGAAGACUUUGUACGCGGUUUGCGAUGACUGCAAGAAGAAAAACCCGGGCAAGUUCGAUCAUAUUAAUUUCGGGAAACCAGGAGACAAGAAUGGCUGGUGGGAGGACUGCAAAAAUCCUUCCAAGAUCCCCGCCUGACGAGGCUGAGGAUGUAGUCCAGGCAACGGAGAAUGAAAUAGGGACUCGCGGCAAAAAUUUUACUAGAAACAUCAUGUUGAAAGAUUUCGCUGUUUGGUCAAAAAAUAAAAAAUGGACGUAUUUCUAUCAAACGGAACUAAGCGCCACAGGGGGAGGACGGGAGAGAGGGGCUAAAAUUGGCGGGUGUUGCGAAACCCGAUGCUUGUUCCAUCCUAUACUAGCGAUGCUUUUUCAUGGCGCUUAGUUCCGUUUGACAGAACGGAGAACGCGCUAUCCGGGAUUCUAAAAUCAUUAAAAGGAACUCAAUUUGGCGCUAAGUUCCGUUUAACAGCAGUACGUCCAAAUAACCCAGAUAUUUUCAGAAAACAAGACUUUAGGCAAUUUCUUAACGUAGCGGCUUUAGCGGCGGAGAGAUCUUCACACCAACGUGAAAUUCUAAUUCAGCGUUCGAAAAUGCAAGGGAAUCCCUCAAUAAGAAGUUUUUCGGGAAAUUUUCUCCAAGAAUGUCCCUAUUGUCUUGAUAGAGCAAGCGCGCGCGGACGUCUGGCGCCAUGUCAUGUGAUUUUCUGAAAAAAUCUAGGUGUAUUGAGGGAUAGUUCUCACUUUUUAUAAUAAAUUUCCUUCUUUUGAGUGUGAAAUGUUCGGGGUUCACAAUUCUUGUACUAUUUCAUGAAACCCCAUCAUUUGAAGAAUAGAGAUUCGACAAAUAAAAGUCAAACUUGAAGUUUCA